This is a messenger RNA of Aspergillus ibericus CBS 121593, 1095 nucleotides long. RefSeq names its product M48 family metallopeptidase. The record is from RefSeq and is a predicted model, not a curated record. Lineage: Eukaryota; Fungi; Ascomycota; Eurotiomycetes; Eurotiales; Aspergillaceae. Gene Ontology annotation, molecular function: metalloendopeptidase activity. Gene Ontology annotation, cellular component: mitochondrial inner membrane. The transcript has 6 exons. Gene Ontology annotation, biological process: protein quality control for misfolded or incompletely synthesized proteins; mitochondrial protein processing. Bases 1 to 1095 code for a protein of 364 amino acids.
AUGUUCCGUCCCCCAAUAGUGCGCGCCUUCUCCCGCGUCUCUCUCCGGCCGGUCACAGCCUCGAGCUCCCGCAUCCCAUCUCAGAUUCCUCGCUCCGCAACCUCAGGACGAUUUCGCGGUCCCAGUUCAGCGGCUCUUCUGCCCUCAACACAAGCCUUUGGCUGCUUCCUAUACCGUCCAUUCUCUCGGUCCGCUCGCAGCGAUGGAUGGGACGACCCCAAUUCCAAGCAUUCCCUUGACUGGGCGAAAGAGGAGUUUAGUAUGAUCUGGAAAUUCAUGAGCUCCAUCAUGUCGUCCUGCCUUCUAUUGCUUGGUUUAUACUACUACAACAUGGAAACCGUGGAGCUGACAGGUCGCCGGCGAUUCAACUGCGUACCUCCCUGGCUGGAGAGGCAAAUAGGAGACAGUGAAUACCGGAAUAUCCUCAGCCAGGUGGAGGGAAGAAUCUUGCCCGCUGACGACUUUUUCAGUGAGGAGGUGAACCGCGUCUGCGCCCGACUGGUCGCUCAUGCACCGAUACACUAUGCGGACUGGAAAGUGCAUGUCAUUAAUGAUUUCUCGGAAGAGAACGCUUUUGUCCUUCCCGGAGGCAGGGUCUUCGUGUUUACGGGCAUUUUACCGCUCUGCAAGGAUACCGAUGGUCUUGCGGCUGUGCUGGGUCAUGAAAUUGCCCAUGUGCUUGCCGGCCAUGCCGCAGAAGAGAUGAGCCGUGAUAUCUUUAGAACCCUCAUUCGUUAUGCGUUAAUCACCAUUUUCGGCCAUUUGGGACAACUCGCCUCUGGUUUAAUCAAGAGCGACGUUAAUCUGCCCAAAUCGCGAGAGCAGGAGGCGGAGGCCGACACUAUCGGAUUGAUGCUAAUGGCCAAAGCGUGCUACAACCCCGGCGCUGCGGUCAAAUUUUGGGAACGCAACCACAAGCUCGAUGGCGAGGCUGUACCUCAGAUCAUGUCAACACAUCCAACGGUGAGCCAGACAUUACUCCGAACAAAUACUCCUCUCCUACGCUCAAGGCUAACCCAUGGAAGCAUUUCACCCGUAUGCAAGACUUGGGCAAUAAGUACCAUAACCCACCCUCCUUCGAUUGAGCCCUACUAA